This is a messenger RNA of Eutrema salsugineum, 1710 nucleotides long. RefSeq lists its product as uncharacterized. The transcript has a single exon. The record is from RefSeq and is a predicted model, not a curated record. Lineage: Eukaryota; Viridiplantae; Streptophyta; Magnoliopsida; Brassicales; Brassicaceae. Bases 1 to 1710 code for a protein of 569 amino acids.
AUGUUUAACGAUACAUACUUGAAACCUCUAUUGUUUUAUCUUUUUCUGUUUGUUAACCAAUUGUCAUGGGCUGAAACUCCAACUAAUCUCCAAACAAAUGGUUUACCUGUGGAAACAACCUUUACAUUUCCCGGUCCUUUGCCUAGUAUGCUUCCGGACCAUGGAGUGUUUGGUAAAGGAACCAUAGACUUGGGAGGUCUUGAGGUUAAACAGUUAUCAAUCUCAAACUCAACAGCACAGAGAGUAUGGAGAACAUAUGAAGGAGGACGAGACAACAUGGGAUUCAGCAUCUUUGAACCUAUAAAUCUUCCUCCUAACUUCUUCAAACUUGGCUUCUAUGCACAACCAAACAACCAGAAGCUUUUUGGUUGGAUUCUUGUUGCAAGAGACGUAUCUGGAAGUAAUUUAAGACCACCAAGCGACUACAUUGAAGCCGGGAACACGGCCUCGCUGAAUAUCAAACAAGACGGACCAGUAUAUCUUUGGCAGCCAGUAUGUCUCAAUGGAUAUCAAGCGGUUGGUCUGUUUAUCACUACUUCCCCUCAAAAGCCUCCUCUAACACAAGAACAUAUAAGUUGUGUUCGAUCAGAGUUUACGGAACAGAGUGAAGCCGAUACAUUGGUAUGGGGAAUAAAAGAAAUGAGUGUUUUCAAUCUGAGACCGAUCAACAGAGGAAUACAAGCAACAGGUGUGUACACCGGAACGUUCAGUUCUCAAAUGCAGAAUUCUGCUCCUCUUCCUUAUCUAUUUUGCUUAAAGAAUACGAAGUUCGACAUGUCUAGCAUGCCAAGCCAAAACCAAACUAGAGUUUUGUUUCAAACGUAUUCUCCUAAGAUAUAUUACCAUCCUGAAGAAGAUUUUCUUCCUUCCUCAGUAGAUUGGUUUUUCUCCAAUGGUGCAUUGCUUUACCAGAAAGGAAACGAAUCAAACCCUGUCCCGGUUCAGCCAAACGGUUCAAACCUUCCACAAGGUGGUUCCAACGAUGACUUAUUCUGGUUAGAUUAUCCGGUCGACAAGAGCGCAAAGGAAAAGGUUAAGAGAGGAGAUUUAGGGAACACCAAAGUGUAUCUACACAUCAAACCAAUGUUUGGAGCCACUUUCACAGACAUUGUAGUCUGGAUAUUCUGUCCUUUCAACGGCAAUGCCCGCCUCAAGUUUUUGUUCAUCAAGAGGCUGUCUCUAGGGGAUAUCGGCGAACAUAUUGGAGAUUGGGAGCACAUUACUCUGCGCAUCAGCAACUUCAACGGCGAGUUAUGGCGUGUCUACUUUUCUCAGCAUAGUAAAGGAAGUUUAAUGGAGGCAUGUGAACUAGAGUUUGAAGGAAGUGAAAACAAACCAGUGAUAUACUCGUCGCUUCACGGUCACGCAAUGUACUCAAAACCUGGACUUAUGUUGCAAGGCAACGGGAAAAACGGAAUAAGAAACGACAUGGCGAGAAGUGACAAGGUUUUGGACUGUGGUUUAGGGUAUGAGGUGAUUGCAGGACUUGACGUGGUUGAGCCACCGUGGACUAACUAUUUGAGGAAAUGGGGACCUCAUGUACGUUAUGAUAUCGACAAGUCUCUUCAAUCUUUUGCUAAGGUUUUGCCGGGAUUUAUACGGAAAAGUUUCCGGAAAUUCAUUAGGAAGAUUCCUUUUGAAGUGCUUGGUGAAGAUGGUCCGACUGGUCCCAAAGUCAAAGGGACUUGGACCGGUGAUGAAAUAUAUUGA